Messenger RNA from Acyrthosiphon pisum (pea aphid), 2817 nucleotides. RefSeq lists its product as uncharacterized. The coding region runs from base 1 to 2358 and encodes 785 amino acids. The record is from RefSeq and is a predicted model, not a curated record. Lineage: Eukaryota; Metazoa; Arthropoda; Insecta; Hemiptera; Aphididae. The transcript has 11 exons.
AUGCCAGAGGAGUGGAAUACGGCAAUACUAUGUCCUAUUUUCAAGAAGGGAGAUCCAAUGUUAGUUUCAAAUUAUAGAGGUAUAUCAUUAUUAGACACAGGAUAUACAGUAUUUACAUCACUGCUGCUGGAACGAAUAAACCAAUAUGCAACAGAGAUUGUGGGGGAAUACCAGUGCGGAUUUAGAAAAGGAAAAUCAACAGUCGAUAGUAUCCAUACCAUCAGACAAAUAGCGGAGAAGCACUACGAAUACAAUAAAGAUCUACACCUAUUGUUCAUAGAUUUUAAACAAGCCUACGAUUCUAUUAAUAGAAAAGAGUUAUGGAAGGAAAUGUCAGAAAAGUUCGAAGUAAAAUCUGGCCUUCGUCAAGGAGAUGCAUUGUCACCGAUGCUAUUCAACAUUGCUUUGGAAUGGGUAGUGAGAACAGCAAAUGAAACUCGAAAAAUGGAAGUAGGUGAAAUUGAAACCAUUCUUGCUUAUGCAGACGAUUUGUCAUUACCACUUCAACCAUCAUGUAGAAAACGACUUAAGUGGUCUGCUGAAGAUGUAAUCUUGCCAGAACAGUUACCAUAUCCACAAAAUGAUGAAUCUCCAAUAUCUGACUUGUUUAGUUCCUAUGAUGAUUUAUUGAAAAAUUACAAACAUAUAGUCUUACCUAUCGGUUGGAAUAGUAUAUGUGAUGAUGGUUCAAUUGUGUUUUUUUUUGUGCGUCCAAAUGGUUACAAUAAAAUGGCUGUUGUUGAAAAACAAUUAGUAUUUACUGAUGAUGAAAAAGUCGAGUGCUAUGUAUUAAAUUGCCCUGUGCAGUUGGAUGAUUUUGAAAUGACAAACAUUUGUUUUCCUUUUUCUUCACAAUUGAUUGAAGAAACUUUGUGUGGCUUAAAUGUAACUCAAACAUGCAAUGGUGGUCCUAGUGCAGAUCAUUUUAAAGAAACGACAUGGUAUUCUUGUAUCGACGAAAUUUUUUUGAGGGAAAGUUUGUCUGUGAACACAAAUAAAUUAACCUAUAUUGGAUUUGAAGAUUUGGGAGACGGGAUUAAAAGUGAAAGAUACGGAGAAAAGGCUGACCAUGGGCUAGUCUUCUUAUUUAGGAGCCUGGCUUCGAGUUAUUCUCAACCCAUAGCCAUGUUUGCAUCUAAAGGUCCUGUUCCAGGUAAAAUUCUAGCUCAGCUAAUUUUGAAAUCUAUCGCACUUCUUGAAAACAUUGGAGCAAAAGUAGAUGGAAUUGUCUCUGAUGGUGCUUCUAGUAAUCGGAAAGUUUGGAAAGAGUUUGGUGUAAGUGGUGAAUUUGAAAAUGUUAAAAACUACUUUACUCAUCCAUUGGACAAGAACAGAAAUAUUUUCAUGUUCUCAGAUGCGCCCCAUCUUAUGAAAACAGUUCGCAAUAGAAUAUACAACAAAAAGUAUUUGAAGGUAUCUCCUGAUAAAAAGUGUAUUAGUUGGUUUCAUUUUGUGGAAGUUUUCAACAGAGAUUCCACUAAUAUUCUUAGAAUUUGUCCGAAAAUAACAAAGAGACAUUUAUUUUUGGACAAUUUGGCUAAAAUGAGUGUUAAGCUGGCCACACAGGUAUUAAGUCAAUCUAUGGCUGAUGGAAUUAAGUUUUAUAGAGAAAGUCAAUGUGCAGGACUUAAUGGGAGUGAAGAAACAGAAGAGUUUACAAGGCUAUUUAACAACUGUUUCGAUGCAUUGAACAGAAAAUUUCCAAAAGAGGGAGUACGGAAAAAUAGCAAUGACCUAAUAGUUUUACAGAAUACAAUUAAUUUUAUUGAUGCUUGGGAACAAAAUGUCAAAAAUGGUAUAAUUUCCAAAGAUCACUUUUUAACCACCAACACUGCUGAUGGCUUAAGAGUGACUCUGAAGUCUACAAUUGAUUUGACAAAAUAUUUAUUAAAUAAAUGUGGGUUCAGUUAUGUACUAACCAAUAAAAUGAAUCAAGACUCACUCGAAUUAUUUUUUGGAACAGUUCGUCAAGCUUCAGGUCCUAAUGACCAUCCUUCCACACCAACAUUUAUACAAAUAUACAAAAUUCUUUCAGUUUAUUCAAUACUUAAACCUCCUACAACCGGAAAUUGUGAAUUGCUUAACACAGAUGUACCGAAAAUUACUAUGAUGGAUAUAAAAACAAUAUAUGAAAAUAAUGAUGCUUCUGAAAGAUCAAAAAAAAUUAAAGAAUUAAAGGAAUUACUUGAUACAUGUAUUGAGAAAGGAAACAUUGAAGUCGAUUCAGUGUUUGAUGAUCACAAUUAUUACAAAGCUUCAGCCGUAGAUUGUGUGAUCUAUUAUGUUUGUGGCUAUAUAACUAGGAAACUAGCUAAACGUUAUAAGUGUGAAGAAUGUAGGUACAACAUUUUUCAAUAGUUCAACAGAAGCAUCUGCAAAUCCUGUAGCUGCAUUAACAAACAUAAAAUCCAAAGGCUGGUUAUUACAUCCUAACCAUAGUUUAUUUGAGUUUAUUAGGUAUAUAGAAGAUCUAUUUAACCAGUACUGUAAAUAUUCUGACGUUUUUGAAUUAAUUGUCAACCACAUAACUGAAAAUAAUAAACAGUUUUGGUUUUCAUGCUCCCUGCAUAAAACAGAUGUUAUGUCUGAUAUAAUCACAUAUUACAUUACAAUGCGUAUGCGGCAGUAUUCAGUUUUUCAAAAUAGAGAGCAAAACAAAUUGAGUUCUAAGAAAAAAAAAUUGUCGAAACUAGUCAACACUUGAUUGUAAUUUUAUUAAUAAAAUAUAUUUUACAUUUUUACUAUAUAAAUAACAUAUUAAAUUGUUUAAGUCAACCUAAGCACAUAAAUAGGUCACCUUAAGACAUUACAAGUAGA